AUGGCAACCAAAAUCGAAUCCCAUUCACAGUCGGCUUCCGCGCCAAGCAAUCCUUCAAUCGACGAGAAGAACGCCAAAUAUGAUGCCGACCUCGAACAAUCCGAUUCAGCCCCGGCAAAUGGUCUCCUGGAAGCCCUUGGCUAUGAGCCCGAGCUUACAAGGAACCGAUCAACACUCCAGGUGGCCUUCAUGUCCUUCGUUCUCGCAUCCAUUCCCUAUGGAUUGUCAACAACAUUCAUCUACCCCCUCUACGGCGGCGGUCCCGUAAAUAUCAUCUGGGGAUGGCUGAUGGUUUCAGCGAUUAUCCUUUGCGUCGGGGCCUCUUUGGGUGAAAUCACUUCAGUCUACCCAACCGCCGGGGGUGUCUAUUACCAGACAUUUAUGCUCUCUUCACCCGCUUAUCGACGAAUCUUUGCCUGGAUUUGCGGAUGGUCCUACGUGGUAGGCAAUAUUAUGAUUACGCUCGCUGUGAAUUUUGGAUCAGCCCAGUUUAUAGUCGCCUGUGUCAAUGUUUUCGAGACAUCGUCUGGAGCUGGAGUCCUUGCAGGAGAGUCAUAUCAGAUUUUCCUCAUCUUUCUUGCUAUUACCCUUUUGUGUAAUGCUGUAUCAGCAUUCGGUAAUAAGUGGCUACCCCAUCUUGAUACAUUUGCCAUUUUCUGGACUCUAGCUGGUGUCUUGGCUACCGUUAUUUGCGUCUUGGUCAUUGCCAAGAAUGGCAGACAUAGUGCUGAGUACGUUUUUACAAACUUCGAGCCUCAGUCCGGAUGGCCGGUAGGCUGGUCGUUCUGUGUUGGACUCUUACAAGCUGCUUAUACCACUUCAUCGACCGGAAUGGUUAUAUCAAUGUGCGAAGAAGUCCAAGAGCCAUCCCGCCAAGUUCCGAAAGCUAUUGUCGGCACGAUCAUUCUGAACACACUCGCCGGUCUUCUCUUCCUGAUCCCCUUGGUCUUUGUGCUUCCCAACACGCAGGAGCUUCUUGCGCUACAAUCUGGUCAACCCAUUCCCACCAUAAUCAAAUCUGCUGUCGGUAAUUCAGCUGGUGCAUUCCUUCUACUACUUCCACUUGCCGUUCUCGCUUUACUAUGUGGUAUCGGAUGCACCACAGCUGUAUCGCGAUCUAUAUGGGCAUUCGCAAGAGAUGGGGGUGUUCCUUAUUCCCGAAAAUGGAAGGUGGUGAAUAAGACUCUGGGUGUUCCUUUCAAUGCCAUGAUUCUGAGUAUGGUAAUUGAAAUCGCCCUUGGACUGAUCUACUUUGGAUCGACUACUGCUUUCAACGCUUUCUCUGGAGUCGGUGUCAUUACUCUGACUGUGAGUUAUGCUUGUCCCAUUGCUGUUUCCUUUGCUGGAGGGCGAUCGCAAAUCAAAAACGGAAAUUUUGAUUUGGGCAAACUUGGGGUGUUCUGUAAUGUUGUGGCUAUAGCUUGGAGCAUUCUGGUUGUGCCUCUAUUCUGCAUGCCCUCUUAUAUUCCCGUCACUGCGGAAACUGUCAACUAUGCCCCGGUUGUCUUUGUAGCCUUCAUCAUUAUGGCUACCGCUUGGUACUGGGCCUGGGGACGGAAGAAGUAUGUUGGGCCACCGAGCGUUGAUGACGCGGUGAUUGACCUUCACCAUGAUGUAUCUUGA
Molecule: messenger RNA, 1623 nt
Organism: Penicillium pulvis
Lineage: Eukaryota; Fungi; Ascomycota; Eurotiomycetes; Eurotiales; Aspergillaceae
Exons: 4
Coding region: 1-1623 (540 amino acids)
Biological process (GO): amino acid transport; transmembrane transport
Cellular component (GO): membrane
Molecular function (GO): transmembrane transporter activity
Source: RefSeq, a predicted model, not a curated record